Messenger RNA from Impatiens glandulifera, 2452 nucleotides. Its product is annotated as nuclear pore complex protein NUP85. Bases 92 to 2248 code for a protein of 718 amino acids. The transcript has 18 exons. The record is from RefSeq and is a predicted model, not a curated record. NCBI's taxonomy places the organism in Eukaryota, Viridiplantae, Streptophyta, Magnoliopsida, Ericales, Balsaminaceae. Gene Ontology annotation, biological process: positive regulation of DNA-templated transcription; protein import into nucleus; mRNA export from nucleus. Gene Ontology annotation, cellular component: nuclear pore outer ring. Gene Ontology annotation, molecular function: structural constituent of nuclear pore.
GUAUACUUUGGACGGAAAACUAAACCUUGAAAAAACCUAGAACCGGAAAGCGCCGCGAGCUUGGCGGAUUGCGGCUGCGAUUUUGUGAAGGAUGCCUGGUGUUCCGUCGUCGAAUCAUGGCGAUUCAUUAGUCCUAGCUCCUUUCUCUAUGGAACUUGAACCACCAGCUGUUUUAUCCAUUCACCAUGCCGUUAAGCCUCCAAUUUCUCUCCUCUCAAUCUCUUGGUGCCGUGGAAAUACGCUCCGCGUCUCUGUCUUCGGAAACUCUCAGACAGAGAAGAACGUACAACAGGACGGAGAAGUUGCCGGGGAAGUAGUGGAGGUCAAAUUGAGCGGCGUUGGAAAUGGUGAGAUCGACGGGGCGCAGUGGCGGAGGAUCGCCUACGGUUCUGUAUCUCCGUUUGCACUCCUUCAGAGUCGAAAAAACUCAUUGGCAUCGCUUUCGAAAAUGGAAAGCAUUUCACCGUCUAACCUCGACUGGCAGGAAUACGUGGCAGAGUACAGCAAUGAGAUCCUCUCUCUUUUGGGCGGUCCUAAGUUGCAGUCUGAUUCGAUUUUUGAGGAUCAAAUGGCCGUCAUGAAGAAAGAUGAGGAACCAACCAGUUUGAAAGCAGCAUGGAUGCUGAUGCACAUAUUUUAUGCCGACAAGCAGUCUGAAACUUGGAUUUCUGAACAGCUUGUUGAUUGGUUAACUGAAUAUGACUGUUUACUGUCAGCUACUCAGUCAACUGUUCAUUCAAAGCUUGUUAACUUUCAAAGUGAAAUUGUCAGCUUACAGGCAAUUGAGAAUGAUCCUAAAUACUGGGAAGCAAUAUCAUCAGCUUUGGCAGUUGGUUGGCUAGACGUUGUGGUUAAAUUAUUGCGCUUGCAUGGAUCAUAUCAGCUUGACCAGCUUGCAAAGCGCGAGACGGAAAAUGGUCUGGUAGAAGCAGUUGCUGUUCUGAUAUCGAAUAUGCCGCGUAUGCGCCCAGAGCCAGAAUCUGCAAAAUUAGGCCAAUUUUUUAUGACCAAACCUGAUUUUGUAAAGGGAUGGGAUAAAUGGAGGGCACAAAUAACUAAGCUGGAUUGCAGUGCAUUCUGGAUUCGAUGUGAUCAUCGCCAAACUAGGGAGGGAUUGAAGAAUAUAUUGCAAAUUAUGCUCGGAAAUACUAGUUCUCUUUCCAAUGCAACUUAUCACUGGAUAGAAUUGUAUAUAUCUCACCUGUUAUACAUUAGACCUUUCACGUUGGGUUUAGAAAGCAUGUACAACCUGGCUCAGAAAUGCUUGCAGUUAAAGCCAAUGUCUUAUAGCCAUAUGUUGAUGAUACUUUUAAUAAGCAUUCUUGGAGAAAAUACAGAGGUUGUUUUAGCAGAAUGUUCAAAAUCGUUUGGCCCCUGGAUGGUGGUUCAUGCUAUUGAACUCUUGAGCGCUGGGAGCACUCCAGCAGAGGUUCUUCUGAAGGAAGAGUAUGACAAUCUUGGUGGAAUCAGCAUGGAGGAACUCCACCGGGUUGUCUAUGCCCUAGUUCUGUCUUCACAUUCAUUAACUUGGCAGAUAGCUCCUAUAUAUUUGAUAUCGUGUAUGAAGCAAGGAAUAGGCUUGUUGGAGACUUUGUUGUACAAGCAAUCAGUGCAGCAAAAUCAACUUCUCAAGACAAUGGAGAUAUGCCGUCUGUAUGAACUUGGCAACAUGAGUUCAACUGUAAUGAGGAUUGCUGGGGUGCAUAACUGGAAGCAUGGUAAGAAAGGUUCUGGAGUCUUCUGGCUUCAACAAGCACGGGAUGAAGUUCGUCUAAACAGAAUUUCUCAACAGUUAUUCGACUUUGUUGGAAAGUCUAUUUCUGAUGAAGGUUUCAAGCAAUGGGAAGGAUUGAUCGAAUUGUUGGGUUCUGAAUCGAAGACUGCUGGGGGAUUGGAGUUUUUGCGUCAGUAUAGAGAUCUUAAAAGAUCCCUUCAACACGUUCGUGAUACGGUUUCGGUUGAAUCUGCUCAGAAAGCCAUUGCUUCUCUUGUAUCGCUGAUGAAAAAUCCAUCCACUCCUCAGCGUUUUUGGCUGCCUCUUCUAUACGACUCUCUAAAUCUGAUAAAUUGGCAAGAGAGGCCUCUCCUCAAUACAUCUCAAACUAAUUUAUUAUUAAAUAAACUCCAAGAGUUAUCCAUGUCAAGGUUGCGUCCAGAUUUUGUUGAAGCAGAUGUUCCACGGGAGGCCUUGAGUUCUAUCAGGCUGGCUCUAGCUACCAAUCUUGGACGUGUUAUCCUCGAGGAAUAGUAUUUGUUUUUGGCUUUCUUCAUAUCCCGACUAGUGUGCACAUUUAGUUAACUGCCUGGCUUACAAUUUUGGGUCUCAGCAAACACAUAAUUUGGAAGGAAACUGAGCUUACUGCUGCUUGUAAAUACUGACAUUGGCUUUGAACAACAUGCUAUUAAUGUAUUGUAGGAUCUCAAUUAAUGCUUUAUGUUGAUUCUUAUGUGU